Molecule: messenger RNA, 3937 nt
Organism: Hyposmocoma kahamanoa
Lineage: Eukaryota; Metazoa; Arthropoda; Insecta; Lepidoptera; Cosmopterigidae
Gene: inaF-D
Product: putative transmembrane protein INAFM2
Exons: 2
Coding region: 608-1096 (162 amino acids)
Source: RefSeq, a predicted model, not a curated record
UCGCUUCUCCCGUCAACCGCCCGACAUCCACUGUCAUAAUAACGCGUCACCCUCCUCUGAAUUAACUUUGUUUGCAUAUUGUUAUGCGUGACUUCACUUGACACUAAUAAUGUCGGUUGCGAAGCGACGGCCCGGUUGAGUCACAUUCCUUGUGUCGUGUGCCGUGUCUGUCGGCUUAGUACUGUUGGUCGUAUACUCCGUGAAAGCGAGCGGCUGACGCCGCUGGAGCGUUUCAUCGUUGUUUACACGUAAUGAAGCCGCUUUGAUGGGAGCGUAAUCGCUCGCUAACAGAAACAAUGAAAAUUCAGGGGCGGCAUCGCGACAGACGAAUCGCAAUCGUCCGUCCACGUCAGAGGUGCUGGAAUAGAUUCACACACGCCGAGCGUGAAAUUAAAGGAUAAACAAAUGAAGUCGAGAACAGGCGGGAACACAAUGAAGCAGCAGUUCGCCUCAGGAGGUGUCAAGCGGCAGACACGGACGGCGUGACGUGACCUGCGGGUGUCGCACUCGCGCUCGGCGCAUCGCCCCAACUGGGGCAUAUCGAUAAACGUGCCCCACUUACCCGGUUUCGGCGUGGUGCGGCGGCGGGUGGGUGCAUUCGGCGGCGAUGUCGGGCAAGUCGUGCACCUCAGGCAGCGUGCGCUCGUGCGCGGGCUCCGUACGGCUAGGCACGUCCAGCGGCCACGAGGUGGUGCUAGAUGCGCUCUACGAGCGCAAGCGCGACAAGAAGACCGUGCGAGUGCUCACCGUCAUCAUCUAUGUAUUCUGCGUGUCCCUCGCCGCCAUCAUGCUCUCUCUCUACUACGUGUUCUUCUGGGAGCCCAAGGACGCGCAAUAUGCGCAGCGCAAGGUGUCUCACACAGUAGACCAGCAAACCAGCACCACACCAAUGCCCACAUGCUUUAUGCCCCACACCGGAGGAGGCAAUACCUCAAUGAGUGACACCACAUCGUCUACUCCUAACUACACCAGCCUUGAAACCAACGCGCCUGCUGACUCACCUCCCACUUCCACAGAUUUUUCUCCCACCCCUAUGGAUUUUAACCUAACUUGGGCGACGGAGAAUAACACAAUUAUCGACUCUGGGCCCACAUGACAAUGGUUCUCGACUGCACUCGACAAUUUUACUGCACCAGUGUAGUUCACGAGGCCAAUGUUAUCUGUAUUGUAAGAAACAGGUAGCGAACUCGAUAAUCCGACCAUGUAACUUUAAAAUCCAAAUUGAGAUUCAUUAGAUUAUAUACUUAUUUAUUUUUAUCGAAAUAGAACUCUUCUUAAUCAAAUUUAAACAUCAAAACUAAAAUUCGCUCUUAUGUACUUGUUAUUGGCUAUAUUUUUUUAAAUAAUGAAAAUGCAUAGAAUAAUUUCAAACUUUUAAACGCCCCGAAUCCGUGUUACUUUAUGUUACACCAUACCUACCAAGUAUAAUUGAACUCAUUUACGUAUUCACAAAAAAAUCAAAAUGGCCUAAGUUAGAUGCGAUGCUGUUCACACAGCCUGUGAUUAGAUUAAAUAACGUCUACUUCUUGGAACUCCACGUUCAGCUCCGGUCAAUGUGACACAGUACACUAAUUAUAUUUUUGUAACGAGCCAAAGUCAAAUAAUUCUCCUGAUGAUUGCUAAUAUCCAUAACAAGUUUCAGAAGAAAAUACAAGAUUACACCGGUACAGCUAGCAAGCAAAAAGCUAAUCAACCAAUUAGCGAGAAAAACAAAAUGAUUUAUAAUUGAUGUUUUUUUUUUUCAUUGUUGGUUAGUUUUCCAAUCUUUUAAAUUUUUGUAUUGUUGCCGAUUAAUUCGUCGUACACUGUUUUUAGUCGAAUUAAAUAAAAUAAUUUCAAUAACGUGAAGUAAAUCCUGUAAAGAAAUUAAUAUCCAUUAAACAUGUGAAUAUGAACAUGAGUUUAAAUAUCGAGUUCCUACGUACUGCUGCCGCCCUAUUAGAAAUUAAAUUAAAAUGUGAUGCCUAGCACCAACGGCAACACAAGGCUGAAACUAAAACACCAAAGUGUACUGUAGGUUAUAAGUAGAGCAAUUUCUACAGCAUCGAUCUAUUCCUAAUAUAGAUGCCUAAUAGUAUUAAGAUAUGUAGAUUUAUACUUAGUAGAACUAUUUUAAGUAUCUAACACGGAGUAUGAUCUCCCGAUCUCACUUAUUUAUCUGAAGCUAAUGUUAUUUACAAUAUGUAUGUUCAGCAGUCGAAAUAGAUCGUAAAUCAUAUCAACGCUUCUCUAUCGACUCCCACGCAUUAUAAAUAAGUUCCUUGGAAUGCGAACAACUACGUUUUGCAUUUCGUAAAUCUAUUUCAUUUCGAGUAAGUGCAGUCAAACUCAAAUGUCAAAUGAUUUGGACUAGCUGUGAGCCCAUUCGCACUAUUGAAUAUAAAUAAAUAAAUCAAAAUUACUUAAUUGGUAACCAAUUAAUAUUCCAAAAUGGUUAAUAUUAUCAACAUAUAAAGAGCUUACAAUUCAGACCACGAUGAAUUCGUUGAUAUUGAGACAAGGUUGAUUUGGUCAUAUGUACAAACACUUGAAGCACCCGGAACGUGCAGAUAAAAAUCAUUUACCGCUUUGGAUACUAGACAUAUUAAACUUGGUUCGUUUCACUGUUCAGAUCAUCAGAUCAGACGUUGAUUGUACUUACCAAAAUAGAGUUAUGCUAUUUUUACUGCUGACCGUAUCGAAUAUAAAAGCCUUAUUAACUAAGUGUAUUUUAUUGAAAUAGAGAUUGUAUCUAGCUAUUUAAUGAUGAUUGAUUAGUCUAAUGACGUUAGGAUACAAAAAUCACGAAAUCUAAACUUACGGUCACACAGUAGCAAAUUGGUCUUGCGAUGGCGAUUCAAUCGAUCAUACAAUGUAAAUUUUGACAAUUAAAGAUAUAAUGGAAUUUUAGAAAAACUAAUUGAUUGUACUUGUUGUAUUUGUUUAAAUCUUUGCGUAGUUUCACUACAAAAUAUUGUCGUCUUUAAAAAAAGGAAUCAUUAUAUAGCAUUACACAUUGUCGCAUUAAGACGGCUAUCGCCUGUCAGACGAAAACGCUUUAAUGUAGACUUCGGUCGAAUAUAUAUAUGAAAUGGUCCACACAGGUGGACCAGAGAGGUGGUCCACGGGCAAGGAGGGGAAAUAUUUUAUGGAACAACUGCUAUUGUUUGUGAAAGGUGUAACAGGGAUACUUACUUCAUUGUUCGUAUUGAAAGAUAUGGAUACCAUUAUUAUUAUAUUAUCCUUUAAAAGUUAUCAGGUGUAUUAAAUUUCAGGGUGUAUAGAAAUUAACAAAUAACCAACUGCUAUUACUUAUUAUUAAUGCAAAAAUCGAACACAAAGAAAAUUCCUUUGACCUGGCAGGACUCGAACCUAUGUCUGUAUGCCAAACUAGGGCCAAAGCUCUACCACUGAGCUUCAGACCAAGUCAGCAGAUCUUACUAAUUUCUCGAGGUGUUUGUUGCAGAUUUUUUAUAUUAGGUUUUUUCAACUUUUAUCACUGUAUAAUCAAUAUUAUCAACUGCUUCAAGAUUGAAAUGGUGAUGACAGACAGUAGAAUGUGUACAGGGUUAUUUUUAAAAUACUAACAACCUUGUAGGACGACACUUAUUACAUCUGUAUUUGGUAGUAAGGUUGUAAGUUCAAACGUGCAAGCGUCCUCUCAGAUGACUUCCACCCCCGUCUUGGGUUAUGCACAGUAAUCACCGUUUGAGUUCACCGUUCUAUUUAAAUAUUUAUUUUUGUAGGAAAAUAAAAUGGUGCAUGAUAUAGUCUUGCGAGGUUGUUGUUAGCAUUUUUCAUACAACCCUCUAUAUAUAUGAAUUUGUUUCAUUACAAGGAAAUAUAACAAUAUCUAAUAAAAAAUAUAAUAAAUUACAUAUAGUUUUAUUUAAAAUCUCGUGGCGAUUUCGCGCCAUUGUGACCAUAGCUAGUAUUGCUAUAUCAUUAAUUAACACUU